GCGUGAAGGAGACAGCCUUUCUUUACGCCAUCUCGUCUGCGGGGCUAGUGCACGAGAUUUCCCGAGCAUGCGCACAAGGCCGUCUAGACAGGUGCUCGUGCGACGAGUCGGAGCAACUGGAGAACACGAAGACAUGGCUGUGGGGCGGAUGUGGUGACAACAUCCGGUUCGGGUCAAAGUUCACCAACAAGUUUCUGAAGCGCGCGAAAGGCUUUGAGAAGGACAUCCGGGCUAGGGUGGAUGAACACAACAGCCGGGCAGGCAUCAAGAUCGUCCGUGAACUGGUGAACAAGACCUGCAAGUGCCACGGCCUGUCCGGAUCCUGCACGGUGGAGACUUGCUGGCAGCAACUGGCGCCCUUCAAGGAGGUGGGGCGGGUGCUCAAAAACAAGUACGAGAAGUCUGUCCGCGUCAUCGGCACCACCAACGACGCCACCACUGACCAGACGCAGCUCAUGAAACAGCGCCCUCACGCCCCCGAGACGCAGCUCAUGAAGCAGCGCCCCCACCCUCCGGAAACCUCCCAGCAGAACCUCAGCGUCCCCGUGGGGCUGACGGAGCUAAUCCACAUCGACGACUCCCCGGAUUUCUGCAAGGCUAGCCGGUACUCCCCGGGGACGUACGGGCGUCUGUGCAACAAGGGACAGAACUGCGGGUCAAUCUGCUGUGGGCGGGGACAUAAUGUACAGAAACGUAUGUACAAGCGGCCGUGUAAGUGUGAGGUGAUAUGGUGCUGUAGCCUCAAGUGUAAGGAGUGUGUGGAGGAGGAGGAUGUGUACCUCUGUAAGUGAUGUGACCUGAUCACGUGACUCUACCCCGCGUGACCUCUGACCCUACACACUAGCUCUGGUUGAUAUUUGAAAGUCAUAUCACAAAAACAUUGAGCAACGUAUGUGGAAACUCGCCUUAAGACAACACAUUGGGAUAUGUCACUUGCUAUGCUUAUCAACACACCUCGAUGGAUUUAAACUGGAACUCGUGUGUAAAGGUUUAUAGUUUUUAUUUGAUAUUUAUCCAGACUGUGAAAUAAAAACUGUGAAAUAAUAAAAAAAUAAAGACUACAUGGAAUUUAUCUUCAGAAAACAAAGAAUCAUUGUCGGAUCACGUGGAUAAAUAUGGAUCCAUCACACACACACGUCAUGCUUUCUCAAACUAUUGGGAUAAAUAGGUGCUCCGUGGUCUUUGUUUCGCCUAUCUGUCACUCAACUUGGUUCAACCAAGCAGGAUUAAGUGCUCACCUUUGUGAGUCAAGCUAUCUCACGUGCGGUUCUUGGGUAUGGCCUUGAGACUGCUGGACACAAAUACUGUAACAACGAGUGACCUUGCACUGAACUUGUUAAACUGCCAAAACUCAAUACUUGACUUCGAUACUAAAGUGUCUAUUUUUAAAAAAAAUCGGCUAGCAUAGACUGUCAUAUUAUGCAACGGUGACAUCGGAUUAUGAACUUUAACACUUGAUGUCGUAAACUUUGACAAAUGUUGUCACAGAUUGCAACUUCUCAAUCUGUAAAACUGACGCAUGCGCAUUAAACAACUGCUGAUAUAUUUACGUCAACAAAUGCUCCACAAGAAACUAACAGAAAACUAUGUCUACAAGUGUGACUACCUCAGAAAGCAACAAGCCGUACCACGGAUGUUUCGUGCACUGCAUUUUUUUGUCUGUAUAAAGAGGAAAAAUGUGAAAUUUAAAAUAUCCAAUAAUCAUUUCUGUUAAGGAUCCUAUGGUUAUAUCUUUAUGCAUAUUUAUUUAAACUGAUUUUCUGUCGUGUUUUGUUUUUUAAAUUAUUUUAGAAUUGCAAAGUUGAUGAUGUAUUGUAAGUAUUUGGUAUUUUAGUCAAAAUUUGAUAUAGUCGGGAUGUGUGGGCUACCGAGUUCAAAGUAGCCUGAAUGUUGUAUGUAGUGGCUACCAUGAUUUACUGUAGCCAUAGUUUAUAUGUGGUGGCUACCCGAUUUAACAGUAGCCGAAGGGUAUAUGUGGUGGCUACCCAUGUAAUAGGACAUAUUGGACUGUAGUGGGCACCAACCGUUUGAUUUAGUGGCUAUCGACAUUACUGGUAUGGUAGGGUCUAUUUUCUACCAAGUUUGGGGAUUUACUAGCUACUUUGGGAUCUGUUAUGAUCUAGUGACUAUCAACUAAUUACGAACAGAAGGGUAGCCACUUCAUAAGUUCUCAGAAACGAAAUCUUUUGUUUCUGAAUAAUUUAAAUAGGAACAAUAACUAUCUCGCAAAUUAUAUUCCUAGGCUUGUUAUCUUUAUUAUGUAUCAUAAGUCAAUGUAUGUUUUAUAGAGGGAAAAAUUAUGGUAGAUUCCUGAUUCAUAUGGGUAGUUUUAUGACAAAAUUCUCUUGAAUAUUGCUGUAUGUAGAUUAAAUUUCAAUACACGCAUUUUUUGACAAACAUAAUUAU
This is a messenger RNA of Physella acuta, 2406 nucleotides long. RefSeq names its product protein Wnt-9a-like. Gene Ontology annotation, cellular component: extracellular region. Gene Ontology annotation, molecular function: frizzled binding; cytokine activity. Gene Ontology annotation, biological process: neuron differentiation; cell fate commitment; multicellular organism development. The record is from RefSeq and is a predicted model, not a curated record. Lineage: Eukaryota; Metazoa; Mollusca; Gastropoda; Physidae.